Silurus meridionalis is the source of this 2088-nucleotide messenger RNA. RefSeq names its product fructosamine 3 kinase related protein. The transcript is spliced from 6 exons. The record is from RefSeq and is a predicted model, not a curated record. The coding region runs from base 292 to 1224 and encodes 310 amino acids. Lineage: Eukaryota; Metazoa; Chordata; Actinopteri; Siluriformes; Siluridae.
CGCCUGAUUCGCACUGCGCAUGCGCCGACUUUCACUUGCCAUUGGAUAGCUCCCGUUUUAAUCUUCCGGGAAUGCGAUUAGAAAUAAACAAUUAUUUAAUUGAGACUUCCGGAGUUUAAAUUUAAAUAAUCACUCAAACGGAAUAAAACGUCUUUUUCAAUAUAUCUGUAUUUUGUUAUUGAGCGCGCAUGUAGGAGUUGUAGACAGUGUGCAGAAGAAGAAGAAGAAGAAGAAGAAGAAGAGGAAACUUGGGGUUUUGUUCUAAGAAACAGUGAAGAACCUUCUGGCUCUAUGAUGGAGCAGCUGUUGAAGAGAGAGUUGGGCUGCAGCACGGUGAAGGCUGUAGGUUUGUCCGGGGGAGGAUGCAUCAGUGAGGGCCAGAGCUACUGCACAGACUCCGGUACUGUGUUCGCCAAGAUCAACCACAAGAGCCAGGCCAGGUGCAUGUUUGAAGGUGAGAAGGCCAGUUUGGAGGCGAUCCUUUCCACCAACACGAUCCGUGUGCCGAGACCAAAGAAGGUGGUGGAUCUGGAAGCAGGAGGAGCAGUGUUCAUCAUGGAGCACGUAGACAUGAAAUCCUUAAACAGGAACUCGGCUAAGUUGGGGGAGAAGCUAGCGGACCUGCACCUCCACAACAAAAGACAGAAAGAUAAGCAGAACAAGGAGCAGCAAACUGUUGGAAAAGGAAGCGGCCAAGCUGAAGUUCCGGUUAUUGACAAGUUUGGGUUCCACAUUAAAACCUGUUGUGGCUACAUACCUCAGGUGAACGACUGGCAGGACGACUGGGUCUCCUUUUACGCCCAGCAAAGGCUUGAGCACCAGCUGGGAUUAGUGGAGCAGUCGUACGGAGACAGAGAGGCCAGGGAAUUAUGGGCCAGCCUCCAGCUGAAAAUCCCUCAGCUGUUUGCAGGCGUGGAGGUCGACCCGGCGCUCCUUCACGGAGACCUGUGGAGCGGAAACGUCGCCGAGUUCUCCGACGGCCCGAUCAUCUUCGACCCCGCCUCGUUUUACGGCCACUCCGAGUACGAGCUCGGGAUCGCCGGGAUGUUCGGCGGCUUCGGGAAACACUUCUACAACGCCUACCACGAGAACAUCCCCAAAGCCCCGGGGUUCGACAAGAGACAUCAGCUGUACCAGCUGUUCCACUACCUGAACCACUGGAACCACUUCGGGGCCGGAUACCGCGGCUCGUCUCUGCGGAUCAUGAAGGAGCUUUCGAAGUAGAAACCGUGAAAUGUUUCAGUUGCGAUUCUGAUUUCUGAAUGAGAUUUUUUUGUUUCCCCUUUCACUCAUAGUGGGUUGGAUUAAUAUCUAGCGGAUGCUAGGCGCUCGAUCGCUCUGACGAUUAAAGAUUAAAAGUAAAUAUUAAAAACCUGCUGUUACCCUGGACACCUGAUAGGAGUCGCUGUAAUCACCUACACCAAUCUUCCUUUAAUUACAAUAUUCAACUCAUUAUAGAAUCUACAAUCGUUUUUUUUUUUUUUUUGUUACCCAUUUAGUGUUACAUUUAAUGCAAUUUGAUUUUGGUUGGGGGUUCGAAACCCAGUAUCACUAAGCUAUCACUUUUGGGGCCCCUGUGCAAGGCCCUUAAGCCGCAUGCUCCAGGGGCUCUGUAUCAUGGCUGACCCUGCGCUCUGUCCCCAACUUUCUAACAUCACUGGGAUAUACGAAGAAAGAUUUUCACUGUUCCUUAAUGUAGAUGUAGCAAGUACUGGUAAAAGCCUCAUGUCACAAGUUCUCACUCGCAUCACGAACGUACGCUGCUACGUUUAACUGCCACGUGAAACUUAAAAUUUUUAUUUACGCAUCACUAGAGUUCUCAUUUCAACGUACUGUAGAACACUUCGGUCUGUUAUUCACAAUGGUCGUCAAGCUGUGACGCUUCGCUAAGCGUUCCCGCCACGUACCGAAUCCGACACGUGUCUUGUGUCUCAUACACUUCCGCAUCAUUUCAAAUCGAACCCGAUUACAGCAUGUGCUCACGAUCCAGAGGUUUCAGCGCUUCCUUUGUUUUAACAGGAUGUUCCUAAAAUGGUCUUGUCUUAAAUUAUAGUAUACAUAAUCAAAUAAAGCUUGUGCUUCACCUCA